This is a messenger RNA of Penicillium malachiteum, 345 nucleotides long. RefSeq names its product putative quinol monooxygenase. The transcript has a single exon. The record is from RefSeq and is a predicted model, not a curated record. The coding region runs from base 1 to 345 and encodes 114 amino acids. Gene Ontology annotation, molecular function: catalytic activity. NCBI's taxonomy places the organism in Eukaryota, Fungi, Ascomycota, Eurotiomycetes, Eurotiales, Aspergillaceae.
AUGCCAGCUUACGAGUCUGAAGAAUUCCUCACUGGACCUCAACCUAUUCCUGAAACUGAAUUUGUCGUCUUUGGCACGGUUUACGCAUACCCCGAGCACGCAGAUGCUCUGGAGGCCGUUUACGCCGAGACUACCCGCAAUGCACAAUCAGAACCCGGCACAAUCUACUAUUGUCUCUGCAGAGAUAAUGACGAUCCCAAUCUGUUUCACUUUUUCGAGCGCUAUGCCGGACGCGAGGCAUUUGAGAAGCAUAAUGACCAGCCGGUCAUUGACAAGUUGAUGGAGGAUAAAUACAUUCGGGGUGUUAAGGCGAAGUUCAUGAAAGCCAUUGAGCCUGCGCCCUGA